AUGUCAGGGAAAGUCUUCCACCCCGGUUCCACAGCACUGAUAACUGGAGGAGGUAGUGGUAUCGGUUUCGCCGUUGCUCAACUCUGCCGCACCCAUGGCAUGAAUCUUAUCCUGGUGGACAUCCAUGCCGAAAAUCUGGCAAAAGCUCACGCAGUUCUCGGCGACACUCCGGCAGCCAAGACUAUGACACAUGUCAUGGACGUUUCUGAGCUGUCGUCGUGGGAAUAUCUGCGGGACAAUAUCGCCAACCAGUUUUCGUCAGGAGUUGACCUGUUGAUGUUGAAUGCAGGGGCGAGUUUCCAGGCAAAGAACCCCAGCUAUCCCUGGGGUGAUUUGCUUUACUUCCAAAAGACGUUCGCAACCAAUUUGAAAGGCGUACUCUAUGGAAUAAACACUUUCCUCCCCUCUAUCACCAGUGCCUCUCACGCUCCAAAAGCGAUUGUUCUCACGGGCUCGAAACAAGGAAUAACCAACCCACCAGGAGGAGAUAAUCCGGCUUAUAAUGCCUCGAAGGCUGCUUUGAAAUCCAUUGCUGAGCAUCUCGCUCACGACCUGCAUUCUAAUAAGAACGCCCAUGUUCAUCUUCUAGUUCCCGGCUGGACAUUCACCGGAAUUACGGGCACAUCCGGGCCAAUUGAAGACAAUGCCGCAGCACUUGCCUCAAAGCCCAAGGGUGCGUGGCUUCCAAGUCAAGUUGCCCAGUAUAUGUAUGAGAAAAUGACCCAUGGGAAAUUUUAUAUAAUUUGCCCGGAUAACGAAGUCAAAGAACACUUAGAUAAAGCUCGCAUGUCCUGGGGAGUAGGGGAUAUUACCGAGGAGCGUCCUCCAUUAUCGCGUUGGAAUGAGGAGUGGAAAGAGAAAGCAAAUGAGUGGAUUAACCAAGAGGUAGAGAGGCGAAAAGUGAAUAAUUUGCCUUAG
Ophidiomyces ophidiicola is the source of this 918-nucleotide messenger RNA. RefSeq lists its product as uncharacterized. The transcript is spliced from 2 exons. The record is from RefSeq and is a predicted model, not a curated record. Gene Ontology annotation, cellular component: intracellular anatomical structure. Bases 1 to 918 code for a protein of 305 amino acids. Lineage: Eukaryota; Fungi; Ascomycota; Eurotiomycetes; Onygenales; Onygenaceae. Gene Ontology annotation, molecular function: oxidoreductase activity, acting on NAD(P)H, oxygen as acceptor.